AUGGGUCUACUGUUGAAGGAAGUCGACGUCCUUGUUGUGGGCGGCGGCAAUGCUGGGUUCAGCGCUGCCAUCUCGGCAGCAGAGUCCGGGGCUAAACCCGGCGCAUUUAGAACCGUUUACUAUGGUCUGGAUGACCUGCUUCCAAUUGUGAACAAUGUGGACAAAGUCAUGGCAAAGAAAAUUGACAUGAAAGCCUACACCGCCGACGAUUUCACGCAGGAUAUUCAUCGUAUCUGCAGCGGUCGGUCUGAUCCCGAGCUGUCCCAAAUCCUUGUGCACGAGUCAAACGCUGCAGUCAAGUGGCUUGCUAAACAUGGUGUGCGGUUUCAACUUCCUUUCAACCGACAGGCUUAUGAAGUUGACGGCCGGUUCAAAUUCUGGGGCGGUCUAUCACUGAAGACACAAGAUGGAGGCAAAGGCUUGAUUGAAGAUCUCCGACGAGCCGCGAAUACACUUGGAAUACACGUUGUCUUUUCCACGGCUGCUAAACGUUUGGUAGUUGACGCACGAACUGGUUCUGUCCGGUCUGUUUUCGUGCAGACUGCUGAUGGUAUCGAGCAGGAGAUCCGAGCUACUGCAGUCAUUUUGGCAGCAGGCGGAUUUGAGGCCAAUUCUCGGAUGAGGGCCCAGUAUCUUGGCCCCAACUGGGACCUGGCAAAAGUGCGCGGGACGCCGUACAAUACAGGCACAUGUCUAGAAAUGGCCAUCCGAGACGCGUCUGCUAAGCAAGCAGGCAACUGGUCUGGCUGCCACUCUGUCGCUUGGGACGACAAUGCCCCUCCACAUGAAGGUGAUAGACUCAUCUCAAACGAGUUUACCAAAUCAGGUUAUCCUCUGGGCUUAAUGCUUAAUACUGAAGGAGAUCGUUUUGUGGAUGAGGGUAUCGACCUAAGGAAUUACACAUACGCGAUAUUCGGCAAGGCUAUCCUUGCUCAACCAGGUCAUACAGCGUUUCAAGUUUGGGAUUCCCAAAUGAUACCCUGGCUUCGAGAUGAGGAGUAUCGAGAGGGCCGCGUGGAAAGGAUCAUGGCCUCGUCACUGUCAGAGCUAGCCCAAAAGUGUGCGAAGCAUGGAUUGACAAACCCAGGCAAAUUUGUGGAAACAAUCACGGAAUAUAAUGAUGCCGCAGUUGCUUUUCAAAGAGAGAACCCUUCUAAAAAGUGGGAUCCGGCUGUGAAAGACGGGCUCUCUACCCAAUCCAAGACCAAACGUCUUUCCUUGGCCAAGUCUAAUUGGGCUGUCCCUCUCAUCAAAGGCCCAUUUAUGGCUGUCAAAGUAACAUGCGGUGUUACUUUCACUUUUGGAGGCCUUGCCGUGGAUCCCAAGACUGCAGGAGUGAUUUCGUCGACAUCGAACUCCGUGAUCCCGGGACUCUACUGUGCGGGCGAGAUGCUGGGUGGUUUGUUUUAUGGUAAUUAUCCUGGGGGUUCCGGUCUUACUUCUGGAAGUGUGUUUGGCAGAAGAGCUGGUAAAGCCGCUGCAGCUGCAUCCAAAGCAUGGAAUGAAGAUAUCCAACUACUGUCGAGACUGUAG
Messenger RNA from Trichoderma breve, 1533 nucleotides. Its product is annotated as FAD binding domain-containing protein. The coding region runs from base 1 to 1533 and encodes 510 amino acids. Lineage: Eukaryota; Fungi; Ascomycota; Sordariomycetes; Hypocreales; Hypocreaceae. The transcript has 2 exons. The record is from RefSeq and is a predicted model, not a curated record.